UCUUGGUGGAUCUUCAGAGGAUUGGUCAUGUUGCUGCCAGAGUGUCAGUUUCCCACUCAGCCUUUAGGGGGAGGGAUGAGGGAGUCUGAGCGAGUACAAAGGCAGUUUGAAAAUAGGUUCUGGGUGACUGAGUGGUGGUGGUUUGGGUCCAGCUUUAAACACUGGGCUUUGUAUAGCUGCAGUGGGCAUCCUAGUUACAUAGCAUCCAAGGACUGUUUCCACGAACUGAGGCAUUGUUUUGACUGGUGUGUGCUAUUAGAGCCUUUUGAAUGAUGAGAUGGAAGAUUCGUCUUUUACCUCACCUCUGCUAGUUCUUCCAGGAAAUAGAGGAAGAGUGUGAAUAAGUAAAUCUUUUAUUUUUUGUUUUGCUCCUCAUUUUGGUUUGGGGGUAGAAAAUGACAACUCUCUCCUUCCUGCUCCCUCCUUGCUGUGGUGGCUGGGAUGCUUCUCCCAUGAUACUUUGGAUCUAGCCUGGGCUGUUUUCUGUUAAACCAAUCAGUUGCGACCUUCUCUUAACAGUGUGCAGUGGGGGCCUCCUCCCUCCCCUCCCUCAGUGGGCCAGCUCCUCUUGCCCUGCCCUCACCUCCAUGGACGACUCGGAGGUGGAGUCGCCCGCCAGCAUCCUGGCCUCCGUGAAGGAGCAGGAGGCCCAGUUUGAGAAGCUGACCCGGGCGCUGGAGGAGGAGCGGCGCCAUGUCUCGGCGCAGCUGGAGCGCGUCCGCGUCUCCCCGCAGGACGCCAGCCCGCUCCUGGCCAACGGCACGCUCACCCGCCGGCACCAGAACGGCCGCUUUGUGGGCGAUGCUGACCUUGAGCGACAGAAAUUUUCAGAUCUAAACCUCAACGGACCCCAGGAUCACAGCCACCUUCUGUACAGCACAAUCCCCAGGAUGCAGGAGCCGGGGCAGAUUGUGGAGACCUACACGGAGGAGGACCCUGAGGGCGCCAUGUCUGUGGUCUCCGUGGAGACCUCGGAUGAUGGAACCACUCGGCGCACAGAGACCACAGUCAAGAAAGUGGUGAAGACCGUGACGACGCGGACGGUGCAGCCAGUCCCUAUGGGGCCCGACGGGCUGCCUGUAGAUGCCUCGUCGCUGUCGAACAGCUACAUCCAGACUCUGGGCCGUGACUUCCGCAAGAACGGCAACGGGGGCCCUGGUCCCUACGUGGGGCAGGCAGGCACGGCCACCCUCCCCAGGAACUUCCACUACCCGCCCGACGGAUACAGCCGCCACUAUGAGGACGGGUAUCCCGGGAGCGGCGACAACUACGGCAGCCUGUCGCGGGUGACCCGCAUCGAGGAGCGGUACAGGCCCAGCAUGGAAGGCUACCGGGCGCCCAGCCGGCAGGACGUCUACGGGCCGCAGCCCCAGGUCCGGGUGGGCGGGAGCAGCGUGGAUCUGCACCGCUUUCAUCCCGAGCCCUACGGGCUGGAGGACGACCAGCGGAGCAUGGGCUACGACGACGCGGACUACGGCAUGGCGGCUGACUACGGCGCGGGCCGGCGGGCGGGCACGCCCUCGGACCCGCGGCGGCGCCUCAGGAGCUAUGAAGACAUGAUUGGUGAGGAGGUGCCAUCAGACCAGUACUACUGGGCUCCUCUGGCCCAGCACGAACGGGGGAGCCUGGCAAGCUUGGACAGCCUGCGCAAGGGCGGACCCCCGCCCCCCAACUGGAGACAGCCGGAGCUGCCGGAGGUGAUUGCCAUGCUGGGCUACCGCCUGGACGCGGUCAAGUCCAACGCGGCCGCCUACCUGCAGCACUUGUGCUACCGCAACGACAAGGUGAAGACCGACGUCCGGAAGCUCAAGGGCAUCCCAGUGCUGGUGGGAUUGUUAGACCACCCCAAAAAGGAAGUGCACCUUGGAGCCUGUGGCGCUCUCAAGAAUAUCUCUUUUGGGCGUGACCAGGAUAACAAGAUCGCUAUAAAAAACUGUGACGGCGUUCCUGCUCUCGUGCGCCUGCUCCGGAAGGCUCGAGACAUGGACCUCACCGAAGUCAUUACUGGAACCCUGUGGAAUCUCUCAUCCCAUGACUCCAUAAAAAUGGAGAUUGUGGACCAUGCGCUGCACGCCUUGACGGAUGAAGUGAUCAUUCCGCAUUCAGGCUGGGAGCGGGAACCUGGCGAAGACUGUAAGCCACGCCACAUCGAGUGGGAGUCUGUGCUCACCAACACAGCUGGCUGCCUCAGGAAUGUCAGCUCGGAGAGGAGUGAAGCGCGCCGGAAACUUCGGGAGUGUGAUGGGUUGGUGGAUGCUCUCAUUUUCAUCGUCCAGGCUGAGAUUGGACAGAAAGAUUCGGAUAGCAAGCUUGUGGAGAACUGUGUUUGCCUCCUUCGGAACCUGUCGUAUCAAGUUCACCGGGAGAUCCCACAAGCAGAGCGUUACCAGGAGGCACCUCCCAACGUCGCCAACAAUACCGGGCCGCACGCUGCCAGCUGCUUUGGGGCCAAAAAAGGCAAAGAUGAGUGGUUCUCCAGAGGGAAAAAACCCACAGAGGAGCCAACAAAUGAUACAGUGGAUUUCCCUAAAAGAACUAGUCCUGCUCGAGGCUAUGAGCUGUUAUUCCAGCCGGAGGUGGUUCGGAUAUACAUAUCACUUCUCAAAGAGAGCAAGAAUCCCGCCAUCCUAGAAGCCUCAGCCGGGGCCAUCCAGAACUUGUGUGCUGGGCGCUGGACGUAUGGUCGAUACAUCCGCUCAGCUCUUCGUCAAGAGAAAGCUCUUUCUGCCAUUGCUGACCUCUUGACCAGUGAACACGAGAGGGUCGUGAGAGCUGCGUCUGGAGCCCUGAGAAACCUGGCUGUGGAUGCUCGCAACAGAGAGUUAAUCGGUAAACAUGCCAUUCCUAACUUGGUCAAGAAUCUGCCAGGAGGGCAGCAGAGCUCUUCCCAGAAUUUCUCUGAGGACACUGUGGUCUCUAUUCUGAACACCAUCAACGAAGUUAUCGCUGAGAACUUGGAGGCUGCCAAAAAGCUCCGGGAGACCCAGGGUAUUGAGAAGCUGGUUUUGAUCAACAAAUCAGGGAACCGUUCAGAAAAAGAAGUUCGAGCAGCCGCGCUUGUAUUGCAGACAAUCUGGGGAUAUAAGGAACUGCGGAAGCCACUGGAAAAAGAAGGAUGGAAGAAAUCAGACUUUCAGGUGAAUCUGAACAAUGCUUCUCGAAGCCAGAGCAGUCACUCCUAUGAUGACAGCACGCUCCCUCUCAUUGACCGGAGCCAGAAGUCAGAUAAGAAACCUGAUCGGGAAGAAAUUCAGAUGAGCAGUAUGGGAUCAAACACGAAAUCAUUAGAUAACAGCUAUUCCAUGCUGAAUGAGAGAGGGGACCACAGCAGAACACUGGAUCGAUCUGCAGAUCUGGGCGAGACGGAGCCGCUGAAGGGGGCGCCCCUGAUGCAGGACGAGGGGCAGGAACCUCUGGAGGAAGAGUUGGAUGUGUUGUUUGUGGAUGAUGAGGGGUACCCCAUGUCUCACCCCCCCAUGCAGAAGAUUUAGCACCACUCUAUCCGCUGCAUCUGGGCUUAUAAUAUAUGUACUUUUAUUUUUUGGUGGUGAAAUGGACUGAUGAUUUUCCCUUUCUUCGCUGGACUGUUGUGCCAACUGCCAGGCUGCCUCCUGCCCUGAUGGCCCUAAGUGGCUGCCUUCUUUCCAUCAACUCCUAACGUCUUCCAGUGAAGCUUAAUUAUCCCUCUUCCCUCCUCCAGACCCUUCCAGUCACUCCCAAGAAGCCUGACUCAGUUACAGACAUAUCUUGAGAAACUGCUGCAGAUUAGCUCUUUUUGCCAGCUCUCCCUGGAAAUCUUGGCCUUGUGUGGAGGGAGGGAGAAAGUGGGACUCUUCACUGGAAGCCUUGGGAAGAACCGGAAGUUACAUACUAUACAUGCCGUGUCCAGCAGUCUGAUAAACUGAUGAUUCUUAAUCAAGAUUUUUGUUUUCCUGGUGGGGAAGGGACCUUUUUUUAAAUUUUUUUUUUUUUUUGAGAAUGGAAAGUGUGAGCUCUUCUUUUAUUCCUAAUGACUAUUUUUGAAGCAAAGAAGGCCGGCAGCAUUGGCACAUCCCGCUUGGCAAGGGCCCUUGAGUAAGUGGAGGUUUCCUAGAGGGGAGAGUAGGACGCCUCGCCCUUCUCCUCUCCAGGGCGGGGCCAUCCAAGGACCUGCAGCCCCCAUCUCUUCCCCAAGCCCCCUGCCAACCCCGGCUGCCGCGGCUGCCCCUGCCGAGGCCGCCCUGAACCCUCCUCCCCCAGUCCGUGGUAAUGUCGGCUGACUCGGUCUGGCCCUUUGCAAGAGGCUGUAGAAAGAGGAGAAUGUGUCAAGGAAGACUUUUUUGGGUGUGAAGGAGCAGAAAGAUGUCUUCUGGGGAGGAGAAGAGCCUCUGGGAGGAGCUAGUAGGAAUGUACAUGAUUUAUUUAGUCUGAAACUGGCAGGAAGCUUCCCCGCUGGCUCCCCCCACCCUGCUUUCUCCUCGCCUCACCCCUGCAGCCCUGCCCUGCCCCCGCCUCCCCCCUGGACUGGCUGGCUGACUAAAGGACGUGAUGUACAUACUCCUGCCCCCUCUGCCCUGAAAAGGUGGGGUUCGCCCCUGGCUCUGCCUCCUCUUUGUGCCUUUGGCCUGGGGUGCAUCUCCUCCUUCCCUUCCAUGUGCCUUUCUUUGCCUCUGCAGUCUCAUUUCUCAUGAUUUUGCAAAUUAUACUUUGUUGCUUUCUGACCUACUGUUGGCCCCAAAUAGCAGAAAGAGGAGAGGGGACCUAGAGACCCUCCAUCUCUCCACUGGGAAUUGGAACAGCCUCUGAUUUUAGCCAUAGAAGGUUUUUGCUCAACUGUAUAUGUUGGGGUUUUGCAAAAGUCCUGUUCUGAUGAGUCUCCAGAUGAGGUUGGUUGCCCAGGAUCACCUUCAUCUCUGAAGGGGUUACAGGGAAGGCGUGUCCAUCCCCGCCUCCCGCCCUGGCCCCGCCCCGCUCCUUCCCUCAUCCAGUUAGUGUAUAUUUGCAGGUUGUGCUAGAGGAAUCAGCUGCUAUGUGGUUGAUUUUUUUUUUUUUUAAACCCUGUCCCUUAUUUACUUUUUACUCCUUCCCUCAAUCUAAAAGCUGUUCAAAUGCAACUGGAAAUCUUUAUUCUCCUCCCUCCCCCUUCCCUAUAUUGAGGCUUUGGGGUAGGAGAAAAGUGCACAACCCACCACCCUCCUCCCCCCUUUCCCUAAGCAUUACAGUUCCUUAUUUACCCCUUUGCCUCCUCACACUGCUUGCCACUCCUUUUCUGGCAAAAAGGAGCCUCUUCCCUCUGGCUCAGUGGACUGCACAGGGGGGGCCGCCCCGCCCAGGCCCGGCUCGCUCCUGGUUUCUCUCAUCUUCUGCCCCUUCCCUGGUGCUCCUCUUGUCGGCGGGGUGGGUGACAGCAGCCAUGGGCUCUGGGGGCCUUUAGCUGUUUUCCCUUUCAUUUAUAAAAACACUAAACAUUCAGUUUCAGAGAACCAAAAAUCCCACCUUCCCACCGAACACUACUAAGGGGCUGUCUUCUGCUCCAUUCCUUUUCUGUUUUUCUUUCUCUCUUGUUAAUGCUUUUAAAAACAAAUGAGUUUUUUAUAUAAAUAAAGUUUUUAAAGUGUGUAUGUGGGGGGUCUGUGUCAUUUCUUCACUUUAAGCUGUGUCUCUUCUCUCCUGUUCAUCUUGAUUACUUCAUUAUAUGUCAGUGUCCUUUUUCUCUCCAGAGCACCCAGAAGGGGAUUGUACCAGGAUGGAUUUAUUUUGAGCCCAAUCCCAGCUCUUAACAAGGAACAUUCUUUUAAUUAUAUAUGAAACACUUUUCCUCUGAAGAAUCUUAAAAAUUAAAUGUAGAGUAUGGGAAGCUUAUUGCUUAACUUACAGAUCGGAAACUGAAGUAUAAAGAAUUAAUACAUUUCUUAGUCACUGGAAUUCUUUUGUGACAUCUGACAAAACUAAUGUUGAAUAAAGCUCUGCAAUACA
Messenger RNA from Cervus elaphus (red deer), 5955 nucleotides. RefSeq names its product catenin delta 1 (gene CTNND1). Bases 588 to 3491 code for a protein of 967 amino acids. Gene Ontology annotation, cellular component: cytoplasm; plasma membrane; nucleus. Gene Ontology annotation, biological process: cell-cell adhesion; cell-cell junction assembly. The transcript is spliced from 21 exons. The record is from RefSeq and is a predicted model, not a curated record. NCBI's taxonomy places the organism in Eukaryota, Metazoa, Chordata, Mammalia, Artiodactyla, Cervidae. Gene Ontology annotation, molecular function: cadherin binding.